Messenger RNA from Drosophila willistoni, 1738 nucleotides. RefSeq names its product hexokinase type 2. NCBI's taxonomy places the organism in Eukaryota, Metazoa, Arthropoda, Insecta, Diptera, Drosophilidae. The record is from RefSeq and is a predicted model, not a curated record. Gene Ontology annotation, molecular function: ATP binding; mannokinase activity; fructokinase activity. Gene Ontology annotation, biological process: glycolytic process; intracellular glucose homeostasis; glucose 6-phosphate metabolic process. The transcript has a single exon. Bases 77 to 1621 code for a protein of 514 amino acids. Gene Ontology annotation, cellular component: cytosol; mitochondrion.
UCUAAAUUUUCCAUUUAUAAAAUUUAGUAAUCAAAGAAAAAGCGAGCAAAAUUUAAUACUCAUUUCAGUGUGUAAAAUGUAUUCCAAAUUAUUUGUAAAACUCAAUAAUCUAAUGGUAUAUGUAAAACGUAUAGCAAAUUGUCGAAAUACUGUCGAUUCGAGAAAAUCAAUUGCAAAUGCAUUAAAAAGCCAGAAUUUUCAACAUAUGACUAGAUCAAUUACAAAUUCAACAAACAUUACUUCGCAAACUAAGUAUAAAUUUCCCGAGGCUCAUGAGUUAUGCAAAGAAUUUGUGUUAAGUAAAAAAGUUAUGAACGAGGUGAUCGAACGAUUAACCAAAGAGAUUAAAUUGGGUCUGGCAAAGGCGACGCAUGAUAAGGCGACAGUAAAAUGUUUUGUUACAUAUGUUCAGGAUUUUCCCAGCGGGCAAGAACGUGGCAAAUAUUUGGCCUUGGAUUUGGGUGGCACCAAUUUUCGUGUCCUAAUGAUUGAAUUAAAAAGUCAAACGGAUGUGAAAAUAAUAUCGAAAAGCUUUGGAAUAAGUAAAGAACUAAUGACGGGGCCAGGUCAAAUGCUGUUCGAUUUCAUAGCUGAAUGUUUAAGUAAAUUUUGCACCGAACAUAAUGUGGAUAAGAAAAAGGAAAUACCAUUAGGAUUCACCUUCUCGUUUCCCUUGAUGCAACAGGGUCUUGACAGAGGAAUACUGAAAGUCUGGACCAAAGGCUUUAUUUGUAGUGGUGUGGUAGGUCAAGAUGUUGUCCAGCUACUCGAUGAGGCCAUCCAGCGACGUAAUGAAAUUAAAAUCAAAAUAGUUGCCAUUAUAAAUGAUACGGUGGGAACUCUGAUGGCCUGCGCCUUUUAUAAAUGCAAUUGUCGCAUUGGUUUAAUUGUCGGCACUGGGACGAAUGCCUGCUAUGUGGAGAAAACCCAAAAUGCGGAAAUGUUUGAGGCUAAUCACGAGCGGACGCCAGGCGGCAAAGAGCACAUGAUCAUCAAUUCCGAAUGGGGAGCAUUUGGUGACAAUGGUGUAAUUGAUUUCCUACGCACACCCUUUGACAAACAGGUCGAUGAGGGUAGCCAUAAUCCUGGUCGUCAAAUUUAUGAAAAAUGCAUUUCAGGCUUAUUUCUGGGUGAACUGGUGCGUCUAAUUCUGGUCGAUCUAAUGCAAAAGGGUGCCAUCUUUGCUAAUCAAGAGUCUCAUUCGAUACAGGAAAAAGGCAAAUUUCUAACACGUUUUGUAUCUGAGAUAGAAACAGAUAUAUCGGGUGCAUUUGAUUAUACCGAUUGUGUUCUCAAUGAAAUUGGUAUCCGGAAUGCUAGCGAUAAAGAUAAAGCCUGUUUACGUUAUAUUUGCCAAGCGGUAUCAACAAGAGCAGCUCAAUUAACUGCCUGCGGUCUAGUUUGUUUGAUCAAUAAAAUGGAUGUAAAAGAUGUGGCUAUUGCCAUUGAUGGUAGUGUCUAUCGUCAUCAUCCCAGAUUCCAUGACAUGCUCUACAUAAAUAUGAAAAGGUUAUUGCAAAAGGAUAUUGAAUUUCAAUUGAUAUUAUCGGAGGAUGGUUCGGGUCGUGGUGCUGCUUUAAUAGCAGCUGCGGCAACCAAUUCAAAAAUGAAUUCAAAGUGAAGAAAAUUGUGUUUUCUUUUUUUAUAAAUCAAAUUUCAUACUUCUAAUCUAAAUGAAAAAGUAGAUAAUUGUUCAAAAUUCUUCUUCUUUUUUUUGUAAAUUAAAUACUAAAAUAUU